Molecule: messenger RNA, 1213 nt
Organism: Aplysia californica (California sea hare)
Lineage: Eukaryota; Metazoa; Mollusca; Gastropoda; Aplysiida; Aplysiidae
Product: swi5-dependent recombination DNA repair protein 1 homolog
Exons: 4
Coding region: 234-1064 (276 amino acids)
Biological process (GO): positive regulation of DNA-templated transcription; double-strand break repair via homologous recombination
Cellular component (GO): Swi5-Sfr1 complex
Source: RefSeq, a predicted model, not a curated record
CAAGAGUCAGAGACUAUUUUACCCUAUUUGCCUUUAUAGAAUUAAGUUUGACGACAGGGCCCAAGGUAUGUAGAUCUACAAUAAUUUUGGCAAGGCCAAUAGUCUCACUGGAGCCCCAAGAAUUUUGAUGGACUUUCGACUGCCAACUUCACUUUUAGAACCGGUCUGCUGUAGCCUGUGUGUUGUAACGAAAGGAAUCCAGUAUCUUAACCAGCGAGGAUUAAAAACUGAAAAUGGACAGAACACCUCAACAGAUCGUCAAGAACAAAGACCUUCCUGGCAACAAGAUGAGCUCCAGUUUAAGGGAAAGGUUGAAAAAAUGCGGGCGCUAUCAUCCUGGAACCCCUACUUCCAUCCACUCACCGCAGACUUCACAGUUUAAGACUGAAACUGCAAUUUUAAAUAACUGCAUGAACUCGCCAACAGCUGAGUUCACUCCUUCUAAGGAUGUGCUUCAAAAGAAUCAUCUGUUGUCAGCAGUUGAGGGUGAUACCAACUUCAGGUUGCCUUCUAAAUUAAAGACAUUAAAACCAAUCAAAUUUGAAGACAGGAUAAAAUCUGUAGAUCAGACAAUUGAUGGAAAUUCAAAAACGCAAUAUAGUGACAGUUGUGAUGUGGGUACUUCUACGCAUGUGUUGACUGAUGAUCUGAGCAAGAAAGUCUCUACAGACACCUCGUCAGACUCUAAUUGCAUUGACCCUUCAACUAGUGUGCCCCAGUCCCAUUCAGAUGUUGUUGAGGGGGAUCAUUUACAGUCGGACCCCUCUUGUCAAUCUGAAGACAUGGAGGAACUUUUAGCAGUGAAAAAGACGUUGCAGUCCGAUCUCUUGAAGCAAGAAGAAUGCCUGAGAAAGCUAAAGAUGGUCAAAAUGUACAGAGAAAAGAAUAAUUUGACAGAAUUGCAGAAGCUCAUCGACACAUGGAGAGAUGUAUCUCAAAGGGCAUUGACUGAUUUGCUGGAGCUGCAGCCACCGCCCCAGCCUCACAUGAGUGAUCUGAUCAGCCACCUUCAAAUAGAUCCAGAGUUUAUCGGAUACAAUAAGGAGGAAGAAGGGUUCUCAUGAGAAUUUAGGAAUGGCUACGGAGUGUGUUCUUUACUGUGAAAUAGAAUCUGUGACAUUUAUAAUGAGUGAGCACACUCGGAGUAAGGUUAUACCUUUACAUUUGUUGUUAUUUUGCCUGUGAUGAAUUACAACAUUCUUGAAAUUUUCAC